This is a messenger RNA of Archocentrus centrarchus (flier cichlid), 1366 nucleotides long. RefSeq names its product FXYD domain containing ion transport regulator 5 (gene fxyd5). Gene Ontology annotation, cellular component: membrane. The record is from RefSeq and is a predicted model, not a curated record. Gene Ontology annotation, biological process: regulation of sodium ion transmembrane transporter activity. Gene Ontology annotation, molecular function: sodium channel regulator activity. The coding region runs from base 61 to 654 and encodes 197 amino acids. NCBI's taxonomy places the organism in Eukaryota, Metazoa, Chordata, Actinopteri, Cichliformes, Cichlidae. The transcript has 10 exons.
UUGGUUAGCCAUUUUUCCAGUAGCUUUGCACACACUGACACACAGAGGAAAGCAUUGUAGAUGAUCAGGCUGUGGAUGCUCUGGACUCAGGCACCUCACAGGAUGGAUACAAAGAUGUAUUUGACUUACCUGAGCAUUUUCCUGUUUAUGAUGUUAAGAGUGUCAAGGACCAACAGUCAUGCAGAUGAAAAGGGGCACAUGAAUACAUCUACAGAGAGCGCUACUACAGUUGUCACUGUAAGUAGAGUGGAAGGCAGAGUAACAAGAGAAGUUGGCACCUCCCCGGAAAUUUCCCCUGAGCAAACCACAAACCAGCACGGAAGCGUCUCCCUCAGUAACCCCACAUCACAAACAAAGUCUUCAGCAGUUCCCAGUGUGGAGACAACAGAUCAACCAAAACUCACAUCCACUUCAGCAUCUCCAGUGAAAACCGUCCAAUCUGCACCUGGGAAGAAAUGGACCGCUAUACUUAUCUGGAAUUCAGAAUGGGACAAAGAUUUCACCUAUGAUUAUGAGUCCGUGAGAAAUGCUGGCUUGGUCAUUGCGGCGGUGCUGUUCAUCCUGGGUAUACUGGUCAUUACCUGUGGAAAGCUCAGUCGGCUGCCCAAAUGUCCGAAGGGGUCAACAAAGUCAUACCGAGUGGUCCAAGGAUAAGGAGAUAGAGAGCACGUAUUCAGCAGAGCACGUAUUCAGCAACCAAAGAAAGCAGCUGCAAGAAAACAACCAGGAAUCCAUCAAAACACCUAAGAGAGUGUGUGUGAAUGUGGAGUGACAGACUGCUUAGUAACUGUCAUAGAAAAACAAUAAACAUAGAAAUCAUGACUCAUGCUGACAAGUGAAAAAGUGUAACAUCACCAUUUCAUCAUAGUCAACUAUUUCUAUAGUUGGCAAAAAUGCUCUAAAAAGUCAAGUGAUUAUUUAUCCUGGACAAUGAAUAGAUGAGUUCCAUUUUAAUCAAACCUUCAGCCAUGAAGCAGGCUUGUUUCUAAUGACCUUUGCAUCUUGUAACUAAUGCCAUAGCCACCGGCAGUGUCUCACAGCUCGGAUUUAUUAUUAAAGGUUAUGAGGAAUAACCCCAUAUCAUCUCAUAUUUGACAGUCUUGCACAGCCCUUUUCACUGUUCUGUGAGGAUAUAAAAAUAUAAGUUAGGUCACUUCAUCAUAGCUCCUGCACUCUCUUUACACUUUGAAUCUCAACGAAAAAAGGAUGUUUAGUAAGAGCGUCUAAGCCUCUUAGUGGCUCUAUGCUUGUAAGCGAGUAAAGCCCUAGAUUAAACAACAUCCAUUGGCACAUUAUCUCCAUAUCCAUAUGGCAUCAAAAUUAUGCAAACAACAAACUGGGAGAAGGCAUGCAGAUUUCAUAAUAC